Molecule: messenger RNA, 3028 nt
Organism: Seriola aureovittata
Lineage: Eukaryota; Metazoa; Chordata; Actinopteri; Carangiformes; Carangidae
Gene: coq10b
Product: coenzyme Q10B
Exons: 5
Coding region: 45-767 (240 amino acids)
Biological process (GO): cellular respiration; ubiquinone biosynthetic process
Cellular component (GO): mitochondrion
Molecular function (GO): ubiquinone binding
Source: RefSeq, a predicted model, not a curated record
UGAUGCUUGUUAACUGAGCGAAGGGAUCUGGCAAAGAAGGGAAGAUGGCGAGAGGUGGCAGGAGCUUGAGAAAAGUCGCUGAUUGCUUGAAACAGUUACCUUCUACAGCCAGCCGGGAAAUACAGACUAGGUACAACGUCAGAUAUCUGUCAUCAUGUGGGAUCCUGAUGACGCGACUGCCUCCCCUGCUGGGUUCAGCCACGCCAGGGCUUGGCACCGGCACCAUGUUGCCUGCCCGCAGCUUCUUCAACCUGGCUGAGUCCCUCUCCAAGAGGAAGGAGUACUCAGAGAGACGCAUCAUUGGGUAUUCCAUGCAGGAGAUAUAUGACGUGGUGGCCGGCGUGGAAAACUACCGCCACUUUGUUCCCUGGUGCAAGAAAUCUGAUGUGGUGUUCAAGCGAUCUGGUUUCAGCAAGGCCAAACUAACCGUGGGAUUUUCUCCUGUGGUGGAGAACUACACCUCUCUUAUCACCACAGUUCGCCCCCACCUGGUCAAGGCGUCCUGUUCGGAUGGGAAACUGUUCAACCACUUGGAGACGGUUUGGCGCUUCAGCCCAGGCCUCCCGGGUUACCCUCGUACCUGCACUGUGGAUUUUGCUAUCUCCUUCGAGUUUCGCUCCCUGCUCCACUCCCAGCUCGCUCACGUCUUCUUCGACGAGGUGGUGAAGCAGAUGGUCUCGGCGUUCGAGCGUCGCGCCUCCAAGGUCUACGGCGCGGAGACGGCCAUCCCCCGCGAGCUCAUGUUCCACGAGGUCCACCACACGUAGCGCCGCUUCCUGCUGCACAAACACAGAUACACAGACAAACACAACGCCCUGAUGCCAAUGCCAGAGAGGAGUGUAGACAUUAAGUAGAGACUAGCUGUGUUCUAACUGAAAACUACAGUGCCUUUUUUACAGCGGUGACCAAGUUCAUUCCCAACAAUCUCCUGUUUCAUUUUGUAAAACCGAUGUGGAUCCACCUUUCUGCUAAACAUUUACAUUUUUACAUCAUUUCCAUUAUCUGAAUGUAACACGUGCCUGGCUGUGACACUGAGUUCACAGGCUGUGAAUGUGGGGUGAAAGCACGGCGUAGCAGUGCUGUCGGUCAUGAUUGGUCAAGCACAUAUGUCAUCACAUCUGUAAACAUUAGCUACACUCAGCAGUUAACUACACUGGUAGUGCAACUGCAAUAAACUUUAAUUUGAAAAGCUGCUGCAGGAAGACACUGCACCAGCAUGUCUUCCAAAAUAAAACACGUGUUCCUAUCAGUGUUUAGGGAGAAUAAUAUGGUCGACCAUAGGGGACUGGACAGUUGUUAUCACUGUAUAUUGUGGUUCAUGACAGUGAUACAACUUCUGUAGUGUUACAGAUGCAACUUUUUCAUUAUCGAUUGAUUUUUAUUUCGAUUCAUUUAUCAGUUAUUUGGUUUAAAAUAACAGAAAAUGGCUUAAAAUCACUAUCACAGAUCAGAAAGUGACGUCUUCAAACGUCCAAAACCCCAAAAAAUUCAGGAAUAAGCUAAUUUUUUAGCAUAUAAGCUUAAUAAAUGACUCUGGCGUUUAAUCGAAAAUUAAAUUAGUUGCAGAUUAAUCGAUUAAAUGACUAACAGUCCCAGCUGUAGUUGGGAUACAAGCUAAAUAAUGCAGAUGAGCCUUUAUGAAGUUAUGGAGAGAAGGGAGCAGGUCUGUGCAAAGUCUGAGGUGAAGCUACUGGAUGUUGCAAAGUCGUGAUAAAGACUAAAUAUUAUCAUUUUAUCAGUUUGGAUGAUGUUAAAUGUUCUUCUAAAAUACUCCUGCACCUGACUGCAUGCAGCUAAUGUUUGUCUCUAUGCAGAUUCAGGAUUAGAAAACAGUUCUGACAAUGAAGCUACAGCAGCUGGUCAGUGGAGACGAUCACCUUUCUGUGUCAGACAGUUCAGCGGUUGUCCCAGGUCAACCCCAUUACACGUGCAGGUGCAUCUGUAAUCUCAAGGAUCCGUUACUUGGCACUAACAGCACAUGUCCUCUGACAGCUAACCCACAUCUGAUGUGAGUCAGGAGCUCAGUGGAAAAGGAUUAAUACAGGAUCCAGCGAGAGCUUGACUCAGGUGAGAGAAGGAAAAGUACUUCCUGAGACUCUGCUCCUGAGAAAGUCGUGCAGGGAAGAGCUGCAACAAACACCUAACAGCGUUCAUCCAUUUAGACUAUGAAAUGUUAAAAAAUCUUGCAAUUCACAAUUUCCCAGAGGGCACGGUGAUGUCUUCAGAUUGUAACAAGUCUAUCGAUCAGUUUCCUGUGAUUGGGUCGUUAUUACCUAUGGAUCACGUUAGUGCUCGUCCCACAGGAAGGCCGAGGUCAAAGUGACGCCAGCAAGUCUUGCUGUGGUGAUGUGAUGACAUGCAGCACCAAUCGCUGUAAGACCAGGGUCCAAAUAGUGUUACAACCUCGAUGCUUGUCUGUGAUGUACUAAACGUGAAGGGCACAACGCAACAAAACAACAACUAGGUCUAAACUAGGCUCGGGCGGUUUCAUGGUAUUAAUGGUAGAAAACGUAUGAUACACUGAACUGAACAGUCACCCUGCAGGACAUAUGUUGUCUUCCUGGAUGAUUAGAUCCACUAGAUUUAAAGAUGAUCCAUCACUUUAUGGCUGGUUUAUUUUUGUAUUCAUCCUUUUAUUCCAGACUACCUUUAACUCAACAUGAUCUAUUUUUGCCCAUAUGAACAUUUACCUGUUCAUAUAAUUGGUAUUAGCCCGCACUGCAGGAUUUCUCCUUUCAAAAUAAAUGAAUAAAUAGAUUGUUAUUUUUAAAUCCCAUCAUAUACCGCAUCAUGGUAUGAAAAAAUAAAUACCGCCCAAGCCUAGUCUGUACACAUACUACUAAACUCCACCAGUCAAGUUUAUUAUAAGAAUGUAUUAUAAGAGUAAAGGGCAGGCAGGUUAGACUGUGUCAUUUUGUAUUAAGAGGAUGUGCAGGAGGACGAUGUGUGGAGACGACUGCAGACAUGUACUAAAUGUACUGUACACUAUCAGGAAUACACACACCUUUCAAAGGGUGCUCAACUUUUA